Molecule: messenger RNA, 1290 nt
Organism: Colletotrichum truncatum
Lineage: Eukaryota; Fungi; Ascomycota; Sordariomycetes; Glomerellales; Glomerellaceae
Product: dynactin subunit
Biological process (GO): mitotic spindle organization
Cellular component (GO): cytoplasm; dynactin complex
Source: RefSeq, a predicted model, not a curated record
AUGGCGUUGAACCGCAAGUACGCAGCGUUGCCAGAUCUGGACUCGGCACCAGAUGUUUACGAGACGCCAGAACUGACAGAUGAUACUUCUACAGUUCCUACAACGACCGCGCAGUCCCACUCUGACGACGAAUUCGGCGAUGACCUAGACGACGAUGUGAACGGUAUCUCGCGAUCUCGACUCCGCAUAGACCAAGCAAGAUCUCGUUUCUUGCCCACAGGCGUCGAUGCUACCGGUGUCGACUUUUCUGAUCGUGUGGAUGGCAAGCGCAAAUCAUAUAAGGCCUCGACCAGACGCCAGCGUCUCCUGCAAGACGGCACGGAGGAAAUCGGCGACCUCAGCGACGAGGACGACGAAACCAAUCUAGAGAGGAAAAUCGCACGUUUACAACGCGAAGUCGAGGAGGCCAAAGAAGAAUACGGGAAACGGAAAGAGGCAGCGGCCGAGACCGGGUCAGCAGAGCAGGAGGAAAAGCUCGGGUCGCUCAGCAAGGUUCUUGACGAGAUAUCCAGAACUAUUGAGCCCCAAGUCAGCACCACACACGCCGCCCAACCGGCGUCCCAACUUCCAAAUGAUCUCAAGGAAGCGCCGCAGGAUGCACUAGUGUCAGGGAGCGCUGCAACCUAUACCGUUACCUACGCUCCUACAUACGAACAAAGUCAUGCUCUUGCCAAGGCAGCGGACUUCGAUCGGCGUCUUGUUUUAUUGGAGAAGGCCAUCGGAGUUGGCUCAUCUGCUUUGCCGGAGGUUGAUAUCAACGGAUUGCCUCGAGCAAUUCUGCCGACCCUUGAUGGCCUGCAAAAGCAAAUUACGACUCUGUCCCAAGCCUCAACAUCCAAUUUGGACACAAUUAGUCGCCGAGUACGAACUUUGAUCCAGGAGGCGCAGGAAUUAGAGAAGGCACGCCAAGGAGCCAAAACUGCACAGGAAACGCUAGGCAACGGUGCCACGCCCAGUGAAGAAGCUGAGGCGCCCGAGCAAUUGGCCAAGAUCAACGCUCUCUACGGGACUUUGCCAACCAUUGAGAACCUAGCUCCUCUGCUGCCACCGUUACUGGAUCGUCUCAGAUCUCUCAGGGCGAUCCAUUCCGAUGCCGCGACAGCGAGCGAGAUGCUCGAGCGCAUUGAGAGACAACAGACGGAGAUGGCAACCGAUCUCAAGCAGUGGAAGGAUGGUUUGGAGAAGGUUGAGGAGGCGAUAAAGGAGGGAAGCACAUCUAUGGCGGGGAACAUGAAGGUCAUGGAGGCCUGGGUCAAGGACUUGGAGGGACGCGUUGCGAAGUUGCCAUGA